AUGGAACCAGAUCCGCUGAUUCCACAGAGCGCUUGGCUCCUCGCCCAAGCCAGCGUCGCCGCCGGCCAUAAGACGCUGUGCCAAUUCGCGUCCACCUUGCGUAUCCCAGGCCGUCAGCAGAAGAUGACCAAAAAUAAUGACAUCCCACUCACAAUUGGCCCUGGAAGAGAUGGGGCAUUGAGUAGUUAUACCGGUUUCUUGUCCGCCUUCGAGCAGGAGCAGUCCCUGACGAGUGCGUUUGAGUCGUGGGAGGCAACCAUGAGAGAGUUACCGUCUCUGCUGCGGCAGGGACGCGCUCACAAGGCGAUAUGUAAUCUGCCCUCGCUAUUGCCCGAGCUGGCCCGUCUCGAGGAGCGAUACUUGUCUCGCGCCGCUAUUGUCAUCAGCUCACUUCUCCACAGUUUUGUCUAUGAAAUGCGGAACCUGGGCCAUGAUAGUUCCACGAUCGAUUUGCCAGACAAUUUGAUGGCAGCAUGGGACUAUGUCUCGUCGCAGCUCGGACGACCGCAGACGGUCCGGAUGAUCGCAGAUGACAUGCUGAACAACAUUCGGCGACUUCCGGGCCCGUCCGUCUGUCUCUCAACGGAGUACUUCGACAUGCAGGAGGAGCGCAUGUCCGUCGGGCUGCAGGUCGAGAUGGAAGAAGCAUUUGCACCCGCUCUGGAGAUGAUGACCAACGUGCAGAAAAACAUUCUUGCAUGCGACGACUGCGCCAUCAUGAAGGAGCUCGGAGGCAUCGCAGAGCGCAUCAUUGCAUGCGCAGCCGCCUUCUGCUCGGUGUCAUUCCGACAUGGCCAGGACGGAUUCGACCCCGUCUUCUGGGGUAAAACGUAUCCAGAGAUUGGGAGGCCGCUUCGCUCCGGCGGACUGACCAACAGCGGUGUCAAUUCGCCCUUGUUCCACGCCCUGGAUUCUUUCCUGGGCACGAUCGACCCGACAGAUGACCUUCACGAGCAGCAGAUUGCCCGCCGUGUGCUGCUGCCGCAUCCGAUCCGGCGCUUCAUCGAGGAGCUCGAAGAUCCCCGAUAUAGCAUUCGAUCGUACGUCGAAUGGAGCGGUUCACCUGCCGUCGCCGCUUCGUUCCAUGCAGUGCUUCAGACCUACGCUUGGUUUCUUGAGAGACACCGGGUUAGGGCCAUCAGCGCUAUCAGUAUCGCAAUUGCAUCGGGGCGGCCGCGGACUGCCGGGGGUGCUCAGCAGGACCGCCUGAAGAUCCCUCUGGAUGAAAUGCUCAAUCGCCAGAUGCAGGGGGCGAUUGAGAGGCGUCUCCGGGGUCUGCCACAGACGUUGACAGCGAAGGUAGUUUCUGUGGCGUUGGCAGGGAGGAAGGCAACGUCGCUGACGCUUCUUUUCCCUUGUCCCUUGCCCGUGGAGGCCGGCGACAGGAUUCAGAUCUGGCCACGAAGUAGAGUUGGUCCUUUGGAAAUGGCUCAAGUCCAGCGGAUUGUGGGCGAGAAGUUGGAAGCAGCCGAUCUCGCUGCCUUGCAGGACGCGCUGGCGUCUCGUGACUUGCGGCCGCUGGUCACGAUGGAACGUCGACCAGGCAUCUCUGCCCAAGUCCUGCUCGACACACUGCCUGUCCUUCGCCCACGGCAUUACACAGUGACCCAAGUCGAAGCAAACGUCGACGGCCUGGCACAACGCGUCGUGCUCACCGUCGCCCACUGUGAAGGCUUCUCGGCGGAAUUUCUGCGACGAAGCGUGCCUGGUCAACUCCUUACCACAAGACUGAUCCCAGAGCCGCGGUUUCGACUUCCAGCCGAUGACAAGAUACCAUUAUUGCUAAUCGCACAGGGCGCUGGGGUGGGACCGUUUCUGGGAUUUCUCCGCAAGCGAGCGUUGCGCAGCAAUGGCAACGUGGGAGCUGUGACCCUCGUUCUCGGUGCAAGAGAACCAGAAGACGUUCCUUACCGGGAGGAAUUGGCUGUCCUCUCGCAGCGACUGCCCUUGACAGUGCACCUGGCCCUGUCUCGGAGUGAAGGAUGCACCAUUCAGCGCGGCGAGGAGAGCCGAUGGGACAGAGUAAUGAAAGCCCCUGACAUCCUGGUCAGCUUGGAAGCAGACAUCAAGACACAAUGCAAGGAAAAGGGGGCGCAUAUUUAUGUCUGUGGCAGUGUUGGCUUCGGGUCGUCAGUUCGCUCCACCCUGCUCGGGAUGGAUGUGAUCGAUGAGAGCCGGUAUCAUGAAGAUUGUUUCGGAGGCCACGCCCCAGUAGUCACGCGAAGAGAGGUGACGGUUGCAGAACUCGCCCGCCACAACAAGCCUGACAGCCUGUGGAUGGCAAUCGACGGAAUUGUGUACGACCUGACCACUUUCGCUGAGAGCCACCCGGGAGGGUUGAAGACAUUGAUCGAGUCCGCCGGAACAGUGGCUGAUCGUCGAUUCUAUCUGGUUCACUCGGGGGACUACAGCCAAGGGAUCAUCACGCAGAUCGCUCAAUUCGCGAUAGGGCCGUUGCGUGAAGGGAAUCUGUCUCCAAGCCGGAUCCAGAAGCUGUCGCAGAUCGUGCAAGCGCAGAAUAUCCUGUCCAACAAUACGUCCUGUGCGCCGGGGCGCAAGAUGCCGUUCUUCAUCUACUGCGACAGUCUGCUCGUCUCUCGAAAGGACCUGGAGAGGAUUGCAAGGAAUGUGCAGGACAACACUGUCCCGUCGGGACUGUUCAACGAGCUGGAGAAACUCUUUACAGAUCUCAGGACGGCCAGCUGGCAAUUCCUAGCUAAUGCUCUCGACACGCCAUUGCCAGAAAGAGAGAACAAGGUGCUGUCUACAUAUUCGACGCAUUGGGCAGAAUUCGAUGCACUGUUUGAAGAACUGAAAGAUCUAUGCUGUGACAAUAGUAGCGACGAUGAUGAACAUAAUGAUAAUGACGAAAAUUUUGUCACGAGAUUCGACACGAUAUUACGAACAAAUAUUGCGAAAAUGAUGGAGUCUGUUAAAAACGGAAUUCAAGCGUUAACGUGCGAGCCGUUAAUGGGCGGACAGAAUUGA
Molecule: messenger RNA, 2988 nt
Organism: Rasamsonia emersonii CBS 393.64
Lineage: Eukaryota; Fungi; Ascomycota; Eurotiomycetes; Eurotiales; Trichocomaceae
Product: Cytochrome b5-like Heme/Steroid binding domain-containing protein
Exons: 1
Coding region: 1-2988 (995 amino acids)
Molecular function (GO): metal ion binding; oxidoreductase activity; heme binding
Source: RefSeq, a predicted model, not a curated record